Pollicipes pollicipes is the source of this 759-nucleotide messenger RNA. Its product is annotated as gastrula zinc finger protein XlCGF42.1-like. Gene Ontology annotation, molecular function: DNA-binding transcription factor activity, RNA polymerase II-specific. Gene Ontology annotation, biological process: regulation of transcription by RNA polymerase II. The record is from RefSeq and is a predicted model, not a curated record. Gene Ontology annotation, cellular component: nucleus. Lineage: Eukaryota; Metazoa; Arthropoda; Thecostraca; Pollicipedomorpha; Pollicipedidae. The transcript is spliced from 2 exons. The annotation marks the transcript as partial.
AAUGGUGGCUACCACUGCGGCUACUGCGGCAAGUACUUCAGCAGCCGCAGCAACAUGGUGGUACACGAGCGCACGCACACGCAUGAGCGGCCGUACACGUGCAGCCACUGUGGCCGCACGUUUUCACAGCAUGGACAGAUGGUGAUCCAUGUUCGCUCGCACACGGGCCAGCGGCCGUUCAAGUGCUCGCACUGUGACAAGGCGUUCACCUCGAGCAAGGUGCUCAAGAUCCACAUCCGCACACACACCGGCGAGAAGCCAUACCCGUGCGAGCACUGUGGCAAGCGGUUCGCCGCUUACGCCAACCUGGUGGUGCACCGGCGCAUCCACACCAAGGUGCGGCCGUACAAGUGCCAGAAAUGCGAGCGCACGUUCGAGCACAGCGGCAACCUGCAGCGGCACGCCCGGGUGCACGGGUGCGAGCUGUCGGAGGACGAGGGUGAGGAUGUCCCCCCGGACGCCGAGAGUGGGCUGACAGCGGCGGCGGCGGCGGCGGAGGCGGCGAAGACGGCCCGGGCGGCGACCGAGCUGCGCUGCCGACUGUGUCAGGUGGCAUACAGCGGCUCGGCGGAGCUGCUAGAGCACCGGUGUCCGCGACUGGCGCAGCGGCCGCGGCGCGGCGCGGCAAGCGGCGACGCGCAGCUGCUCACCCUUAGCCAGCUGUUCGAGUACAUCCAGCAGCUGCAGCGGCAGCCAGCUCUGAGAGCGCACGUCAUGGCUGGCAAUGCGCUGCAGAAUGCUACGCGUCAGCGGGUGUAG